Messenger RNA from Neopsephotus bourkii (Bourke's parrot), 11481 nucleotides. It is a transcript of the gene ZNF462, whose product is annotated as zinc finger protein 462. NCBI's taxonomy places the organism in Eukaryota, Metazoa, Chordata, Aves, Psittaciformes, Psittacidae. The transcript is spliced from 8 exons. The record is from RefSeq and is a predicted model, not a curated record. Bases 929 to 7618 code for a protein of 2229 amino acids. Gene Ontology annotation, biological process: regulation of gene expression. Gene Ontology annotation, cellular component: nucleus.
AUGUUCUUUACCCUGCUCAGGGAAGAUUAGCCUCUAGAUGGAUGUGUCUGAGGGAUCACCUCAGGGGCAGAUCUGCAUGCAGAAACCGGUUUUUGCCAUGACUGGAGGAGAGCUAUGACCUAACAGAGCACUCUAUCCCAGCGGCUGCCCGAGCAUCGCAGGAGCUGCUGAGCGAUCCUGCACAGGAAGCUUUGUGAAGGCAACAGCUUGGAAGGGGAAGCUCUUCAGAUCUUUCCCCCUUCUUCUCCUCCUCCCUGGCCAGUGAGUGAUUCGGUGUCCCAAACCUUAACUUUUCGUUACCACCUUCCUAUCUUAAUCUCCUUCAUCUUCAACACCUCCUCCUCUAUCACUACCAUCUUCUCCUCCAUCUGUCUGCCUCCUGGAUCUCUCUCUUGUUUGCUUGCUUUUCCCCCUCCUCUUCCACCUCCCUCCCUCUUUCUUCUUGCCUUUUCCUCCUUUCUUUUCUUCUCUUUUCUUUCUCUUUUUCCUCCUCUUCCCCUACACGUUGUUGUUGUUGUUAGAAAGGAUUCUUGCACCCCCUGGUGCUCUUGCGUUUUGUGUGGUAGGAAAGGAGAUUGUCUUCUUUCUCUCUCUCCCUCUGGUUGCUCAUUAUUCAGAGAGAGACACAGAGGGUGAGUGAGAGAGAGAGAGAGAGAGACGGAUAUCUCAGGUCAUCUGCAGCUGCAGCAAACCAGUGAAGGAGAGAGAGAGAGGGAGAGGGAGAGAGGGAGAGGGGGGGAAAAGCAGGGAAAGAUGGCGAUCCUCCAUUGCUGAGACCUGGCAAGGAGCACAUGAGACUCACAAAACAACUUCCACAACAAUAACAAGAAGAAGAGCUAGGCAGAGAGGAAGAGGAGAGGAGGCAGCAGCAAGAGCAGCAGCGCCGGGACGCUCCCGAUUUUCUAAUGUAAAAGAUCAUCCGUGAACCAUGGAGGUGCUGCAGUGUGAUGGCUGUGAUUUUCGAGCUCCAUCUUACGAAGACCUCAAAGCUCACAUUCAGGAUGUUCACACUGCCUUUCUGCAGCCAACUGAUGUCUCUGAGGAAAGUCCUAACCAGCCAAGAUCUGGUUCCAUGAAUGCUAGCAACCAGACUGAAGUUGAAUUUUCUUCUGUAAAGGAUGAAUUUGCAAUCGCAGAUGAACUAGCAGGGCAAAAUGCAGCAAGUCAGAUGGGGACUGGAAGUUACUAUAGCCAGAGCCAGACUUACUAUGGUCAGCACGUGGCUCCAAAUCCUAAACCAACCAACAAGUUUUUCCAGUGCAAGUUCUGUGUGCGUUACUUCCGUUCCAAAAAUCUCCUCAUAGAGCACACACGCAAGGUUCAUGGAGCACAGGCUGGGGGGAGCUCAGUGGGCCCACCAACGGCUAGUUCCCUAAAUUACAGCAUCAUGAUGCAUGAGGGGUUUGGCAAAGUUUUCAGUUGCCAGUUCUGUACCUACAAGUCACCCAGGCGCGCGAGGAUUAUUAAACACCAGAAAAUGUAUCACAAAAACAACCUGAAAGAGGCUUCAACUCCUCCUGCUGCUGCCGCUGCUGUGUCUGAAUCAACAUCUGCUUCUGUGCCAGUGCAGGAACCCUGCAAGGAGCUGCCUGCAGAAGUGGUGGAGCGGAGCAUUUUGGAAUCCAUGGUUAAGCCCCUGACAAAGUCUAGGGGCAACUUUUGCUGUGAAUGGUGCAGCUACCAGACACCUCGAAGGGAGCGCUGGUGUGACCACAUGAUGAAGAAGCACCGUAGCAUGGUAAAAAUACUAUCAAGCCUGAGGCAGCAACAAGAUGGAACCAGUGCAUCUGACGUACAGAGUAAGAGUGCCCAGAAUGCCUCCCCAAACUCUAAUUAUAUGUCCAUGAAUACAACAGGACGUGAGAUGUCGAAUGCUAAUGUCUCAAACUUCAGGAGCUCUAUGGGCAAUUCCCUUAUCAGGCCCAACUCUUCUACAUCUUCUAAGUUUUCUUCUGUGUCUUACCCUCAAAUGAAGCCUAAGUCACCUCACAACUCGGGCAUGGUUAAUUUAUCUGACAGAUCCCGCUAUGGAAUUGCUGAUAUGACAAAUUCUUCUGCUGACCUGGAAACAAGCAGUAUGCUGAAUGACUCCAGCUCAGAUGAAGAACUAAAUGAAAUGGACAGCGAGAAUGGCUUGAACUCUAUGGAUCACCAGACCUCAGGAAUGUCUGCAGAGCAGCUGAUGGGAUCUGAUGGCAAUAAACUAUUGGAAACAAAGGGAAUUCCCUUUAGAAGGUAUAUGAACAGGUUCCAGUGUCCUUUUUGCCCUUUCCUGACGAUGCACCGCCGCAGCAUAUCCCGUCACAUUGAGAAUAUUCACCUGUCUGGUAAGACAGCUGUGUACAAGUGUGAUGAAUGCCCUUUCACCUGCAAGAGUUCAUUAAAGCUUGGUGCCCACAAGCAGUGUCACACAGGAACAACAUCAGACUGGGACACUAUGAACUCUCAGACUGAAAGCAUCGCCUCUUCUUUGAACGACAGCACAGUGUCUUACGAGAGUGGAAAUAUAAAUGGCAGGAAGUCAGCCGGGAUGAUGGAACCGGUGCAGCCACAGCAGCAACAGCAACAACAGCAAUCACCCCAGCCCCAUUCACAGCAUCCAUACAAGUGCACAAUGUGCAACUAUUCCACCACGACUUUGAAGGGCCUCAGAGUUCAUCAGCAGCACAAGCAUUCAUUCUGUGACAACUUGCCAAAAUAUGACGGGCCGCCAUCAAACACACCACAAGAAAGUGAGGCAGAUGCUCACCCCUCUGCCAGCACAGUGAAGAAAAGCCAGACCUCCAUCCUUGGUCUCUCAUCUAAAAAUAACUUUGUGGCGAAAGCCCCGCGGAAGGUGUCAAAUGACUUCCCUUUAGAUCUCUCACCAGUGAAAAAGAGAACUAGAAUCGAUGAAAUAGCGAGCAACCUGCAGAGCAAAAUCAGCCAAAACAAACAGCAAGAAGAUGCUGUGAUUAAUGUAGAGGAUGAUGAGGAGGAGGAGGAGGACAAUGAGGUGGAGAUAGAAGUGGAGUUAGACAGAGAAGAAGAACAAACAGAACCAAUGGUAGAUGUUUCCAGUACUUAUGCACCCCAACAAAUGUGGGGCAGAGAGGCUAAUGAUUCCCAGAAGGAAACAAACUUUAGAACCAUGCAGCAUGACUACAAUUCCACCAAUGGAGCGGAGAUUGAGCUCACUUUAUCUGAAGAUGAGGAAGACUAUUACUCUUCUGUCAGCAUGAAGGACCAUCAGAGCCCUAAUGCCUCUGUUCUGGGGAGCCAGUCAAACAUAUAUGGUACUGAUCAGAACAAUGAGAAUUCGGAGUUUAAUGACUCUGGCAGACUUUACUACUGUAAACACUGUGAUUUCAGCAACAAAUCUGCCAGAAGUGUUAGCACCCACUACCAGCGAAUGCAUCCUUAUAUUAAGUUCAGCUUUAGGUAUAUCCUGGAUCCCAAUGAUCACAGCGCAGUGUACCGGUGUCUUGAGUGCUACAUUGACUACACAAAUUUUGAAGAUCUGCAGCAGCAUUAUGGAGAGCAUCAUCCUGAAGCUAUGAAUGUACUGAACUUUGAUCAUUCUGAUCUGAUCUACCGGUGCCGCUUCUGCUCUUAUACAAGCCCCAAUGUUAGAAGCCUGAUGCCACAUUACCAAAGAAUGCAUCCCACAGUGAAAAUUAACAAUGCAAUGAUAUUUUCAAGCUAUGUUGUUGAGCAGCAAGAGGGGCUGAACACAGAGUCUCAGACACUGAGGGAGAUCUUGAAUUCUGCUCCAAAAACUAUGGCAACUUCCACCCCCGUGGCUCGCGGGGCUGGUGUGCCAGCUGGUUUUAACAAAAGUGCCGCCAAGAGUUUUAGUCCUGAAUGUGAAAACCAGAAGGAACUUUCAGUCAAUAGUGUGGUUGUUUAUGACUGUGACGUGUGUUCAUUUGCAAGCCCUAACAUGCAUUCAGUUCUGGUGCAUUACCAGAAAAAGCACCCUGAAGAAAAAGCAUCAUAUUUCAGAAUUCAGAAGACUAUGCGUGUAGUCUCUGUUGAGAGGGGCUCUGCCCUGGCUCAGAUGUCUUUUGAGUUGGGAGCACCCAUUUCCCCAAAAUUGUCCAACUUGGGUUCUCCACCACCACCACCAGACCUCUCUACUGAACUCUACUAUUGCAAACACUGUUCAUACAGCAACCGUUCAGUUGUAGGGGUUCUUGUCCACUACCAGAAAAGGCACCCAGAGAUAAAGGUCACUGCCAAAUAUAUCAGACAGGCACCCCCCACUGCAGCCAUGUUGAGGGCUGGUGAAUUGCCACCUGGUAUUCAGAGGCCACCAAUGUCAAUGCAGCAGUUGAGCCGGGGUGGAACUGAGACCUCUGUGAAUCCUCCUGAGAAUGAAAUGUUCUUCUGCCAACACUGUGAUUACGGAAAUCGGACAGUGAAAGGCGUGCUCAUUCAUUACCAAAAGAAGCACCGUGAUUUCAAAGCUAACGCAGACGUGAUUAGGCAGCAUACAGCCACCAUAAGAAGCCUUUGUGAUCGCAGCCAGAAGAAAUCACCUGGCAGUGUGCCUGCUCACACCUCCAGCACUGAACGGGACAAGUCAAAGCUGAGAGCCCUCAAAUGCAGGCAGUGUAGCUACACAACACCUUACUUCUAUGCACUGAGGAAGCAUAUUAAGAAAGACCACCCGACUCUGAAGGCCACAGUCACAUCCAUUCUGAGAUGGGCAUUUUUGGAUGGCUUGAUAGAAGCUGGUUAUCACUGUGAAUGGUGCAUUUAUUCACACACAGAGCCAAGUGGUUUACUUGUGCAUUACCAAAGGAGACAUCCUGAGCAUUAUGUUGAUUAUACAUAUAUGGCAACUAAACUCUGGGCAGGUCCUGAUCCUUCCCCUCCUGCUCUAGUGAUGCCAACAGAGAUAAAGACUUAUAAAUGCAGAGACUGCAUUUUUGAAGCAUCUUCCAUUUGGGAUAUUACUAAUCACUAUCAAGCAUUUCACCCUUGGGCCAUGAAUGGAGAUGAAUCUGUGUUGUUGGAUAUCAUUAAGGAGAAAGAUGCUGCUGAGAAAUGCAUCCCACAGCUUGACGAAGGUGGGGUCAGGAUGGAUGCUGAAGACCAGAUAACAGCAUCACAAAUGGAUCAGGAUGCAGAGUGUGCAGAGGAUCCCAGCCUUUCCCAGGAAAAAACUGUCCAGCUGGCUUCUGCAAACCCUGCCAUCUCCUCCACUCCAUAUCAGUGUACAGUUUGCCAGUCUGAGUACAACAACUUGCAUGGCCUCCUGACACAUUACGGCAAAAAGCAUCCUGGCAUGAAAGUGAAAGCUGCAGACUUUGCUCAGGAUAUAGACAUUAACCCAGGGGCUGUAUAUAAAUGCAGACAUUGCCCAUACAUCAAUACACGUAUUCAUGGCGUUCUCACACACUACCAGAAACGACAUCCAUCAAUAAAGGUCACUGCUGAAGACUUCGUGCAUGAUGUGGAGCAGUCAACUGAUAUUGCUCAGAAUGAUGUGGAAGAGACAAGUAGGAUUUUCAAGCAAGGCUAUGGUGCUUAUCGGUGCAAACUCUGCCCUUACACCCAUGGAACACUUGAGAAGCUGAAAAUUCACUAUGAGAAAUACCACAAUCAGCCUGAGUUUGAUGUUUUUGCCCAGUCACCACCAAAGGUAUCUGCCUCAGUGGAGCCAGACCUGGUGACUGAAAUCAAGGCCUCGCCAGAAAUUGCUGCUGAGGAUCUUGGAGAAGUAUCUAUGUCAGGACCUCAUUUCUCCAGUUCUCAUUUGGUGUCUCACACAGUUUUUCGGUGUCAGCUCUGCAAAUACUUCUGUUCUACCAGAAAGGGGAUAGCUAGGCACUACCGCAUUAAACACAACAAUGUCCGGGCACAGCCAGAGGGCAAAAACAACCUCUUCAAAUGUGCCUUAUGUUCGUACACCAACCCUAUCCGCAAAGGGCUUGCAGCACACUACCAGAAAAGACAUGACAUUGAUGCUUACUACACUCACUGCUUAGCAGCCUCCAGGACAGUUAGUGACAAGCCCAAUAAAGUGAUCAUUCCAUCUCCUCCCAAGGAUGACACUCCUCAGUUAAGUGAGGAGCUGAGGAGGGCUGUAGAGAAGAAGAAAUGCUCACUUUGUUCCUUCCAGUCCUUCAGCAAAAAAGGUAUUGUGUCCCACUACAUGAAGCGGCACCCUGGUGUCUUCCCUAAGAAGCAGCAUGCGAGCAAGCUGGGGGGUUACUUCACUGCUGUCUAUGCUGAUGAACAUGAAAAGCCAACCCCAAUUGAGGAGAGGAGUGACUUUGAAAAGCCUGAGGUGGAGGCUGAGGCUCAGGAAAUUGAGUGGCUUCCCUUCAGGUGCAUAAAAUGUUUCAAGCUGUCCUUCAGCACAGCGGAGUUGCUGUGCAUGCAUUACACCGACCACCACAGCAAGGAUUUGAAGAGGGACUUUACCAUACUGGGAAGUGGCACACGGUCCCAGAACCCUGUCUACCAGUGCAAGCACUGUGAUAUGAAGUUGCAUAGUACGGCAGAGCUGACCGCACACUUGAAUGGUCACAACGAGGAAUUCCAGAAGCGUGCCAAACGUCAGGAGAGGAGGAAGCAGCUUUUGAGCAAACAGAAAUAUGCAGAUGGUGCUUUUGCAGAUUUCAAACAAGAAAGGGCUUUUGGACACUUGGAAGAGGUUUCAAAACUUAAGGAGAGGAAGGUGGUUGGCUACAAAUGCAAAUUCUGUGUGGAAGUCCAUCCAACACUUCGAGCUAUCUGUAAUCACCUCCGCAAGCAUGUCCAGUAUGGGAAUGUCUCUUCUGUGUCAGCUACGGUAAAGCAGGAAGCUGAAGAUUCUUCAAACACAACUUUGAUGGAGGGUUUUGAGGGAGCCAAAGACCCUGGCAUUAUGGAAUUUACAGAAGCUGAAUUUGGAGCAUCCUUGGAAGAUGAAACCAGGCCUGGGGGCUACCACUGCAGCCAGUGUGACCGGGUUUUGAUGUCUAUGCAGGGUCUUCGAUCUCACGAGAGGAGUCACUUGGCUCUGGCCAUGUUUACCCGGGAAGACAAGUACAGCUGCCAGUAUUGCUCCUUUGUCUCUGCUUUCAGGCACAAUCUGGAUCGUCAUAUGCAGACCCAUCACGGACACCAUAAGCCGUUCCGUUGCAAAUUGUGCCCAUUCAAGUCGUCUUACAAUAGCCGCCUGAAAACACAUAUACUCAAGGCUCAUGCUGACUCUUCGUACUCUGAGCCUCCUGAUGUUCAGCAGCAGUUGAACCACUACCAGUCUGCAGCUUUGGCCAGGAACAACAACAACAUCAGCCCAAUCCCACUUUCUGGAAGUGCUGCAGGAUUGGACAAAACAGAAGCCAUCCUUAACUGUGAAUUUUGUGAAUUCUCCUCGGGUUAUAUACAGAGCAUUCGGCGUCACUACCGUGACAAGCAUGGAGGGAAAAAACUCUUCAAGUGCAAAGAUUGUUCCUUUUAUACAGGCUUUAAAUCUGCUUUUACUAUGCACGUGGAAGCUGGGCAUUCAGCAGUUCCUGAGGAAGGACCCAAAGACCUUCGCUGUCCUCUUUGCCUAUAUCACACCAAAUACAAACGCAACAUGAUUGACCAUAUAGUACUGCACAGAGGUAACAAUAUCUGCGUAUGUGUCUGUAUCUGAUUAGUGGACUGCUGAACAGCACCUUUGUCUUUCAGACUGGUUUAAUUAAAUUUUCGUCUCUCUGUACACAAGGACAAAUAUGUUGAAUAAGUCAUCAGCCCUUGAGUAUCUUUUGUUUAAUUUCUAAAUGAUGCAUCUUAUUUAUUUACCGUAAAAUUCGGAGUUAGCCAUUGCUGAAACAGUGCAGCUUGAAAAUGGUUUUUAAGCUUUUUGUCUAGAGAAGUCAUCAAACACCUGUUUAGCAAAAGUUGCCCAAAGCUGCAGCUCUGAAUUAGUGCAGAGUUGUUUCCUGCUUAUGUACUUGUUACCAUAAAGGCCUUGCUAUCAUAAACUCUGUGACAAUAUAUAUCACUAAACGUGGAGGCCCCAAAAUAUCCCUUAAUUACUUGCUUGAAUUUUUUCUCUUUAGUAUUCUUAGGAUCAAAGCAAGAAUUAAAAUAUUUUUGUUUUUCUUUAAGACACCUUUUCUAUCUUUACCUUUCCUGUCUUGAUUUUAAAGACAGCUAGAAGUAGGAUUAGGAAUUUCUAUGUUCUAUUAACUGCAGGCUUGCUAGCUCAGAAGAGACAGCUGUUUGGUCUCUCUGGGCUGGGAUUCCUGCCCAUAGCUAUCACACUUGAUGCUUGUAGAUGGUCUGUUGGCUGCCGAAAUCCAAACCCAUGUGUUGGGAUGGCACUCUGCCUGCUCGCAGGUUGGGCAGAGUUUCACAGUAGGGUAUUGGUGGUGAGCAAACACAAGUUUUGCAUGCCAUCUUUUUCCUGGAGGAGAUCCUGGUGUGAUGAGCACUAUCAUAAUUCCGUGUAACAUACCACUUUCCAGUGUUGGUAGCUUAAAGUCCUUCAUGUACUAAAGCAGUGAGGUUGGCAGAGAUCAUCUAAGUUUCUAUCUGCUCGCAGGGCUAUUCUGAGGGAACAUCUGGGAAAAAUGACCUGUCAGUGAUUCAGAAAGCACAUUACAAAGCUGCCUUAUUUGGUUAUAAGAGUUUGGCAGAUGCUUUAGCUUUUGCUUCCUGUCUUUGAAGAUUUUGCUGUGUCAAUUUUGCCCAGCUUCAGACUAAUACUCCAGAAUUAGCUCACUUCAGAGGAGUGGAGGAUUUAGUUAACCCCUGCACAGGGGACCAUGCAAUUCCAAGUGCUGCCGAGGUGUGCUCUGUUUUGCGGCUGUGCCAGGGCUCCUGUGGAAACCGACAGACCUUUAAAAUACGUAUAGACAGGCUGAGGGAGAACUGGAUGAGCCUAGUAUGGGUCUUUUCCAUCAUGCCUAGAAUUGACUCUGGAAAUGUCCAGUUGCAGAAGUGAAAGACCACUUCAUGAGCUCAGGCAACUGUACUGCCUGUACCGAGAUGUUUCUGGCCAAUUUCAAGGAGGUGCUUGCCUCCUGGGUAAGUGGAACUGUGGAUCUGUUCUUUUGUAGAGCUGUUGCUUCAGUUGCACAAACCAAAUCUCAAGCCUUUGUACUGCUGAAACAAAGCUGAUAGCAAAGGACAUAAUGGAGAGGUAAAACAGAGUAAAAGAGGUUUUAAUGUAAAGCUGAUAAUCUCAAAGGUAACUGCGGGAAGGACAACGAUUUUCUCUGGCAUCAAGCUUCCAGGUAAUAAAAGAAAUAGGGUCCAUCCUCAAAGUCCUUUCUAGUGCAUAUAUCCAGCUAAAAACCACUCUACCAUUGUGUUUAAGUAUGUGACAGCUGAAGCAGACAAUUUUGGCAAGAUUUAACUUACACUGAAAGAAACACUGUGGGAUGGUGAAUGUAGUCUGAGAUAGCCUGCCUUUUUUUAUAGCCAUUACAUUGGUAAAAGAAGGGCAGAGCCCUGAGCUGUGGUCCAGAACAUUAGUUUUGACAUAGAUGGAGUGAUGCAGUGUGUAAAAAUAGAGUGAAGGAUUUGAUCCAUUCAUAGUUAAUGUUCCUCCUAUGUAAAAAGACACGUUUACAGGUAUGUGGCUCUUACAUAACUUCCAAGUUGUUGCCCCUAACCCUUGGAGAAUCAUCGUGUGCUUGAAAUGGAGAGUAUAUAUUUCCCUCUUAAUAAGUGGCUACAGAAGCCACCUUCAGGUUAGAAUUUUUGGUUAUGUUUACUUUGCUUUUCUUGUCUUGUGCUGCCUUUGGUUUGGGGAGUGUUGGUGUGAGUGUGAGAUAAUAGGUUUUGGUAAUCUGAAUUAAGGAAUGUUGCAUUACUCCAUACUGGUAGAUAAAAAGGUUUGUACUGUCUCAUGUUUUAGGCUUUUUAAUCAGUGCCAGGUGCUAGAGAAAAUGUGAAUUUUCAAAUAUAUUAAUUAGUAUUUCUCUUUUUGAAAACUUCACUUCUGAAGCCAGCUGUGUCACUUAUUUCAGUGAGUUCAAAAGCACACAGCUGCAAAAACCUUGUAAAAAGUCUCCUUAUGACCUCAGAAUCAUAGCUUUAAAUUCUCUUGUCUCUUAGACCCUAUUCUCCCCUCCUGUUUUACCACCCUGAACAGCCACAACUUGAUGUCUUUAUGGCUAGAGAAACUGUUGUUGGUUUAGAAAAGAAUUACAACUCCACAGUUUUUUUCAAAGGUAUAGCUUUGGGGAAAACUUCCACUUUUUGAAGUAACCAAGGAGGAAGUUACAAGAUAGGACAGCUUUUGUGUUCAGGAGAAGUUGAGCAAGAUGGAAUAUUUUGUUGGGCUGUAGUAAAAGUCUUGUGAGCAGCGGUGACAGGUGAAUUGGCCAAAAGUGAAUGAACAAUGGAGCUUUUGCCACCUUCCAGAAACCCUGAGGAAGUUUGUAUUUCUGUAGUUGUCCUUGGAGAUGAUACUGCCUUCCUCACUAAAGAUGAGAGCUCAUUGACUCAGAUCCAUAUGUGGAUUGCUGUGUCUCACAUUCCACUAGCCUCCAUGUCUGGGAUUCAGGCCUGUUUUUUCCAUUUGUUUGUUUUAAUCUGUCGUUAGGGAUGAACCUGCAUGAGGGGGAUCAAACUCCUCCUUUAAUCUGCAGUCCAUAAGGAGCAGCAAUACUAAAUUUCUGUGUUCUAGUUCAAAAGGUCAGUUGAGUAACAGAAGUCGAUAAACGAGGUUUUUCUGGUGACCCUUAGCUGAAGGAUCAAAUUUGGGGUUUCUCUUGUGCAUACAGCUGGGGGAACCGCCGUGUAAAAGUGUUAUGCACAUCGGAUUCUGGCUCUAUCGAAUUACUGAAAUUAAUUGCUGCUCUGUUGAGUGUCAGUGCUUUGUUUGAGAAGUGGAGAGUUUGAAAACGCAGCAAGAGCUUUUUCAGUGCAUCGUGCCUGCCAAUUUUGAAUCAGAGCUUUCUGAAAGCUGUGGGUGUGUAGGGAGGUUUCUGCCCCUGGCUGAACUGCACAGCCUCUUCCAGGAAAAGGUGCUGCCUUGCUUACCCUCUCUUUCCUCAGAGACUUCAGAGGUGAUUUAGGUGCGAUGGUGAGGAUACCAGAUUUGAUUUUUACAGAGCCAGCAGGGUGAUGCAUUGGGAAGCAUCCUGCAGCUUCCCUGUUUAUUACGUUUCUAGCAGCCAUUCCUUGCUGCUGUCAAGUACUGAACCAAAAUGGACUUCUGGUCUGCCUGAUUUAUGGCUGAUUUUGUAUUCCCAGGCUUUGCUACUCUGACUCACAGAUGGAGCCUCGUUUGCCCCCAGAACUUCACUCCCAACCUCUUCACCCCAUAAGCAGUUACAUUUAUGAGGAUACCUGCAUCUGUAGACUUGGAGGAUUACCCCUGUCAUUGAAGAAAGAAUUGUUGUAUUUUGGUUUUUUUUGUGUUGAUCCAGCUUAGUUGCCAUUCCUUCGUAGAUGUCUUGCAUAUCCAUACAGCAGAUCUUCCACUUUGGGUUGGUGGUAGGUGCCAAACUGUUGACAGGUGGUAUUUCAUAAAGUUUGUAAAGUGAAUGUUGUCCUGUC